Molecule: messenger RNA, 815 nt
Organism: Aegilops tauschii subsp. strangulata
Lineage: Eukaryota; Viridiplantae; Streptophyta; Magnoliopsida; Poales; Poaceae
Source: RefSeq, a predicted model, not a curated record
ACCACCUUUCUUCCUUCCCCGCCCACUUUCCUUUUCCCCGCGAUGGAGUCGCCGCGCCCAAAGUCAUAAAUACCUACCUCCUCCGCACCAAUCUUUGUCCACUCCUCCCAAGUUCCAAGAAUCCUCCUCGCUUUCCCCGACGCACACAAAGCUAGGACCAUGGCGCCAGCCGGAGGACGCACUACCCAUCUCCUCCUGCUCGCCCUCUUCCUGUCCUUCGUCCUCGCCUCAUCCGCGGCUGCGAGCUACCCAGAGCACCCAGGCCAGGGCGCCGGGGGAUUCUUCAGCGGCAUACCGUGGUUCCGCGGCGGCCAGCCGGGUGGCGCUCGAGGUGCCGGAGGCAUGGGCGCCGGGUUCAGUGGCGGGUGGGGCGCCGGCGGCGUUGGGCCAGGGGGAGGGUUCGCGCGGCGCGGGAUCGUGCAGCCGUCCGUGGUCUGCGCCGAGCAGGGUCCCUGUUACCAGCAGCGGCUCACAUGCCCGUCCAAGUGCUUCAGCUCGUACAGCUACCAUGGGAAAAAUGGCGGAGGAGGUGGUGGCGGCGGUGGGUGCAGCUUCGACUGCACCAGCUGCGAGGCCCACUGCUGAUCCAACCAACCAACCUACGGCGGGGGAGAUGGGUGACUGGAGACGGAUCGCUGCACACUCACAUACACAUCCAGGACGAGACUGCCAUGAACUGAUGAAUUAAGCCCACUAGUUGUACUUGUAGCAGCAGUAGUAUCCUAUUCCCUAUGCAUGAUGUGAGAGCAUAGGGUACGUGUGUGUAUCUAUGAAUAAAAAUGGAUGUAAUAAACUGAGCGAUGGUUUUGAGGCUU